Colius striatus (speckled mousebird) is the source of this 3059-nucleotide messenger RNA. RefSeq names its product SET domain bifurcated histone lysine methyltransferase 2 (gene SETDB2). Lineage: Eukaryota; Metazoa; Chordata; Aves; Coliiformes; Coliidae. Gene Ontology annotation, molecular function: zinc ion binding; protein binding; histone H3K9 methyltransferase activity. Gene Ontology annotation, cellular component: nucleus. Gene Ontology annotation, biological process: heterochromatin organization; negative regulation of gene expression. The transcript is spliced from 14 exons. Bases 627 to 2891 code for a protein of 754 amino acids. The record is from RefSeq and is a predicted model, not a curated record.
GCGCGGCGCGCGCUGCCGGCGUGCGGGAGAGCGCGAGUUGCGGCGGCCCGCGCGCUGCCCGUAGGUACCAUUAAGCGAGACCGCGCUUAGGGGCGAAUGCGGAGGAAGAGGAGCGCUGAUCCUGAGCAAAGCCCCGGGAGGCCUGCCCCAGCCCCUGCCAGCGCUGAGGCGGUGGCAGGUAGCGUCGGGUGCGCCAGGCGGAGCUGCGUGGGAUCCGGCACCCUGCUCCGCACAGGCCGGGGAACGCGUCCCUGAAGGAGGGCAGGGCGUGGAAACCGCAUGACUUUAAUCCUUCCCUCUCCAUCCCCAGAUGGGCUGAGAGAAGCGGUCCCGAGGUGUGUGGAAGGUGCUGGGACGAGGCCCCAAGGGGUUUACCAGUGGCCCGGGUCCGGCCUCUGGAGGUCCCGCCCUCACGAGAGUGUCUGCCCCGCCGCAGGUUCACCCCUAGUGAGCCGCGACAAGGUCUGGCGGAGCGCUCCCAGCUUAACAGGCAGCCCAGCUCCUGUCUACAGGCCUCUCCGCUGACUUGGCCAGCGCUGGCAGAGGACAGCAAGAACAACGGAACGCUCUCCUGCCUGAGCUGGCCCCUGCGCGGACGAUACCCAAAGCCAGUCUAACAGCCCUCCAUGCAGCUGCCCCAGAAGAUGGAAGAGAAAAGGACCUGUCUUCAUAGGAGAGGUGUUCGAGCCCUCUGGUCAUCUCUGUGGCCCUCAUCUGGACUUUCUCCAACAGCCCCAUGUCCUUCUUAUGUUGGAGGCCCCAGAGCUGGAUGCAGUAUUUCAGGUGAUUUCAAGACUUUUUGGAAACAAUUGGGAGGUAGAAGAGUGGACGUUAUAUUUGAGCAGGUGCAAAAUGUGCUGCUGUUGCUAAAGCAAAAGAUCAAGAAUGGAACUGCCACAAACCAAGAAUGCUGGCAGGCUUGGGCACUGGUCAAUGAAGCUAAUCUAGGUGACCUCUUAACCUUGACAAAAGUAAGUGAUGUCUUUGAAGGAGAUGGCAUACAGGAAACCAAACCCAAAUUGCAACGUCUUCCCACAGACGAUAACACUGCAAACUCUGCAGAAGGUUCUCACAGUAGCAAAAACAAGGAGACAGAAAAAACAAGUUCAGAAACUAAAGAAGCAUCUAGUAAAAUUCAAGAUUUACCUUUAAACCUGCAGUAUCAGAACCACAAGUGCUCUAGUGCAUGUCUUGCCAACAGAACAGCGGGCUCUGUCUACAAGGGUGAAAAUCCUCUGAAGAUACCAAUCCUGUUUCACUUUCAGCGCCGACAUGCAAAAGCAGACUGCCUUUCAAAAUCCCUGGACGUCAACUACAAAGCUCCUUGUGGCCGAAGCCUGAGAAGCUUUCAGGACGUGCAAAACUAUUUGUUUGAAACAGAGUGCAAUUUCUUAUUUGUCGAUCACUUCUCCUUCAACACAUACGUACUGUUGGGCAGGAACACCGUAAACCCCGAACCCCUCGUGUUUGAUUUUGAUAUUAGCAAUGGGGCCGAAUCUGUGCCCGUUUCCUUCUGUAAUGAUCUGGACCGUGCCAGGUUACCUUAUUUCAAAUACCGGAGGGCGUCGUGGCCUCGUGGGUAUUAUCUCAACAAUCUCUCCAGCAUGUUUGUUGAUUCAUGUGACUGCACAGAUGGCUGCAUUGAUAGGUCAAAAUGUGCAUGCCUACAGUUAACUGCAAGAGGCUGUAGUAGAAUUUCUCUAUCUCCAGGUAGAAAAACAUCCUAUGGAUACAGUUACAAAAGACUGGAGGGACCUGUUCCUAGUGGAAUUUAUGAGUGUAGUGUGUUGUGCAGGUGUGACAAGAUGAUGUGUCAGAACAGAGUUGUACAACAUGGCAUUCAAGUCAGGUUGCAAGUCUUCAACACGGAGAAGAAAGGCUGGGGCGUCCGCUGCCUGGAUGAUAUCGACAAAGGGACAUUUGUUUGUACUUACUCAGGCAGAUUGAUGAGCAGAGCUGAAGUUCAAGUAUUGGGAGAUGCUAGUCAAGAGCAGAAUGAGAAGAGUGACGGAAGCCAGGGAUAUUUUUCAAAAAAAAGAAAACUUGACACUGAUUCUUCAGACUCUGGAAUUGAACUAGUGCAGUGUGGCAAAAAUGAUGUUCUUGAGAAGCAGGAAUCUUCAUCUCAGACUGUGGAUAAUGAAAAUAAAUCAACCCUGGUUCAUCCAAGGAAUUUAAGUAUUGCAGCUACAAGAAGGCCUGGAACUAGAACAGUUGUUUUUCAUAAUCACCAUCUGGAAAUGGAAAUUGAUACACUGGUGCACAGUGCCACCUCAGAUGAAGAUAAUAGUUCUCAGAUUCAUCAGUCAAGCAAAACAAAACUAACCAGUGGGACAAAGAAAGGAAAAGAAAAAUCCACUCAGCAGCAGAAGAAAGAACAUCCAAUGAAAACUGGACAGAAUGAGUCUGCUGACAUGGACAGGUCAGAAUGCAAAAGAAAGAGUCUGUCUCUGCAGGGUGCUGAUCGUGGCCAGUCAGGUGUGCUGGAUGACAUGUUUAUUGUGAGGCCGUCCAAAAAUGUACCACUAAAAGCUGACUGCAAAGAGGAAAAUCACAGACAGUCAAAACAAGGCUCAGUUUGUGAGGAAGCUGAUGGUGACAGGAUGCUUCUGAAGAAUGCUAAUGAAGAAAAUAUUUAUGUACUGGAUGCAACAAAAGAAGGAAAUGUGGGUCGUUUUCUUAACCACAGCUGCUGCCCAAAUCUAUUUGCUCAGAGCGUAUUUGUAGAGACUCACAACAGAAGCUUCCCAUGGGUGGCAUUCUUCACAAACAGGCAUGUGAAAGCUGGAACUGAACUCACGUGGGAUUAUGGUUACAAAGCUGGAAGCAUGCCAGAGACAGAGAUUUCCUGUCAGUGUGGAGUUCAGAAGUGCAGGAAGAAAACCUUGUAGGAAGAGCUUUCCUACUGUCACCACAUCAAGUACCUGGAGACUUACAUGCUGGAUGGGACUAUAACACAGCCAACAGUACGCUUCAGUCUGUGGUGCUAAUUCCAUUCGAAUAAAAUGCCUUUCACCUGAUCAUUUUUUAAAUUUACAUUUAAAUAUCACUUUUGUAUU